CGAGCGCGGCCGCCCCCGCCCGCAGGCUGACGCUGCGCACCCUCUCCCCAGGAGGACCCCGUCCUGAUCCGGCCUUUCCGCGGCCACACGGCGGCGGUGACGGGCGUCGCCUUCGACGCGAACGCGGCGGAGCUGGCGACAACUUUUUGAGCAAACCACAAGGCUGGAGGAGGGGUUUGUCCCGCGGAGAGAGAGGAGGAGGAGGAGGAAGUAAGUGAGGGGAGCGCCGAGGCCGGAGGGGCAGGGGCUGCUCCGUGCCUCCGCUGCCGCCCCUCUCCCCCGCGGUCUCCUUGGAAUCUACCGGGCCCACCACGGAGGGCUGGCUGCAAACUCUGCCGGCGUCCCGAGCCCGAGGCUGGGAGUGCCUGCAGCCCCAUCCUCCCUGCGGGCGUGGGGAGAGCCGGCAGGAGUUCACGGACCCCUCUCUGCCAAGGAGCUGCUUUUAACUAUUUAAGAUGAGGAUUCGUCUGGCGAGAAGAUGGACGUGGAUCCGCAAAAGCUGCGUGUUCCUCGGCUUCUUAAUGAUCGCUUACUUUGUGGUCGAGCUGUCCGUUUCUUCCUUCGGUGCCUCCCUCGCCGGCAAGAGCAUCACUAAAGGGAAAUGGGAGAGGCGCUUUUCUGACGGAGCAGAAAAAGCUGUCGAUUUGGCUCGUCCAGUUUAUGACAAACCCCCACCCGAUCCUUAUGCUCCAGGAGAAUGGGGUAAACCCUUUCGCCCCCAGCUGAGUCCUGAGGAGCAGAAACAGGAAGAAGAGCUGAUUGAGAAGUAUGCAAUAAAUAUUUAUUUAAGUGAUAAAAUUUCUCUCCACCGGCACAUUGAAGAUAAUCGACUGAGUGGUUGUAAAACUAAAUCUUACAACUACAGAAGACUGCCCACAACAUCUGUUAUAAUUGCUUUCUACAAUGAAGCCUGGUCAACACUGCUGCGGACGAUACAUAGUGUUCUUGAAACGUCACCUUCAGUGCUUCUGAAAGAAAUUAUACUGGUGGAUGACCUGAGUGAUAAAAUAUAUUUGAAGGCUGAACUCGAAAAAUACAUAAGCAGUCUGAAAAGAGUUCGCCUGAUAAGAACCAACAAACGAGAAGGAUUGGUUCGUGCACGCUUGAUUGGCGCUACCUUUGCUACAGGUGAUGUUCUCACAUUCCUAGAUUGUCACUGUGAAUGUGUUUCCGGCUGGCUGGAACCACUGCUCGAGAGGAUUGCUGAGAAUGAGACUGUUAUUGUUUGUCCUGUCAUUGACACCAUUGACUGGAAAACAUUUGAAUACUACAUGCAAACGGCAGAGCCCAUGAUUGGAGGCUUUGACUGGCGGCUGACAUUCCAGUGGCACUCGGUGCCUAAACACGAACGUCUCAGGCGCAAGUCGGAAACCGACCCCAUCAGAUCCCCAACUAUGGCUGGUGGCUUGUUUGCUGUCAGCAAGAAGUAUUUUGAGUACCUGGGAACCUAUGAUACAGGAAUGGAUGUUUGGGGAGGGGAGAACUUAGAAUUAUCAUUUAGGGUUUGGCAGUGUGGAGGCAUGUUGGAAAUUCAUCCGUGCUCCCAUGUGGGCCACGUGUUUCCAAAGCGUGCACCCUAUGCUAGACCGAAUUUCCUUCAGAACACGGCACGUGCUGCUGAGGUGUGGAUGGAUGAGUUCAAAGACCACUUUUACAACAGAAAUCCUUCAGCAAGGAAAGAAAACUAUGGAGACAUUUCUGAAAGAAAGAUUCUUAGGGAGCGUUUGAAAUGCAAGAGUUUUCACUGGUAUUUAAAAAACAUAUUUGCUGAGUUGCAUGUACCAGAAGAUCGUCCUGGCUGGCACGGCGCUAUCCGCAGCACAGGAAUACCUUCAGAGUGCCUUGACUAUGUCUUACAGGAGCAUAAUCCUACCGGGUCUCACCUGUCUCUCUUUGGCUGUCAUGGUCAGGGAGGCAACCAAUUUUUUGAAUAUACAUCAAAUCAGGAGAUUAGAUUUAACUCUGUAACUGAGCUAUGUGCUGAAGUCCCUGAGCGUGAAGACUUCAUAGGUAUGAGGAGCUGCCCAAAAGAUGGAUCUCCUGUCCCAGAAAUUAUUAUCUGGCACUUCAAAGAAGAUGGGACUAUUUAUCAUCCUCAUUCGGGGAAGUGCCUUACUGCUUAUCGCACGACUGAGGGGCACGCUGAUGUGCAAAUGAGAACUUGUAGUGCUGGAGAUAAAAAUCAGAUUUGGAAAUUUGAGAAAUAAUCACUACUGGUAGUAUGAAUCGGAUGGACUGUGAUCUUCAAGCUUUUUACACAUGUGAGCAGAGAGCAGUGUUUGAUUGAAUACCUUGAAAUGUUUUCACAUCUGUCUGUAGUGGUGUAGAAACUGUCUACUAUGAUGAACUGUAUGGAAAGCAAAAGUAAAUAGUGGGGUUCAGUUUCUAAAACAUGGAUUAGAACAUCUAAUGCCUUUUAUUUUUGUAAAAUUUUGGUUCAUUAUUACUUUCCUCAGUCUUGAUUAUAAAACAAAGGUUUCUGAGGGGACUGAAGCGGCAUUUUUUUAAUCUUAAAAUUAUGCAAUAAUCCUGCGAGAUAAUGUUCCACGUAAACAAAAAAUUUUUACUUACAGAAGUAAAAGUUAAGGUUCUUGCAGUGGUAUUAGCUGACUGUGUUACAGAUACAUUAUAAAAUAUGUAUCUAACACCUUAAGUAAUGCUACAGUAGCAUGUGAUUGAAUGGACAUUAUUGUGGAAAGUUGAAUCCAAGCCUUGUAAUGGUCUGCGUUUUUCUGGGAAUGUACAUGCUGUUAAAGGUACUAUAUUAUACAGAAGAAUAGGAAGUUUAUUUACUAGAAGGGCUUUGGCACUGCUUUGCAGUCUUGUACCUAUUGUAAAAAUCUUACCCCAUGGGGCUUAGUCAGGAGCUCUCAUGCAUUUAGAGGAGAGCUUGGUAGCAGUGGAACCAAGGACAUGCUGGUGAUACCAGAAAUGGAAGAAAUAGGGAUGGCUACAAGUAAGAAUUUUGUUUAAAGGCAGUGGAGAAGGAAAGGAAUCACAAAAUUGCCUUAGCUACUGCUGUUUCUCAGCUAUAUAUUUAACGUAUACAUUGCUUCUGUGUAAGCUUUUCCAUGUUCAACUCCACAUCUUAGGGACACAAAAGUUAUGUGAUCUAGACCAUAUUUGGGUUUUUUGUUGUUGGUGGUUUUUUUUUCAUUUGGUCUGUCAGCAGGGUAGAGAAAGGUAACAGAGGAACAUUUGGGCUGUUUCGUUUUGCUUUUUGUGUUUUGGCAACAGCUGGCAUGGGUCAGCCCUAGCAAGAGUUUUGAAAUAGUACAGCAUAAGUUGCCUGUUUCUAGUCAAAACAAUACCACUGGAGACCCUGGGUAAGACUGGGAAGCUGAAGCUUCUGACAUGAAGGGAAUUGAGAAGACAAAGGAGAACACUAAGAUUUGUUGGUGAUACAAAUAAUUACUUGUUUAGAAUGUUUUGUCUUUUCUGUUAUGCUGAGUUUUUGAAGAAUACUGAUUCUUGAAUAGUGUCUCUUAGUGUCCCUAAUCUGUUUUGAUAGUGAUUAUAGAUGGUAGAUGUGAUAGAUAUAUUGUGUACUUGAAGAAAAAUCUUGUGUUAGUAUCUGUAUUUUAGUUUUGUAAGAUUUAAGUUGAACACUUUUCUUAGUGUGUUGGGCAUUCCAGCUGUUUUUAUUACUCUCACUGAAGUGAUAAAUGUUCUUCAGUAGCCAUAGUGUAGUAAGUCUUUACAUGGGGCUGGUAGGUAGAAACUUAAGCUAGUGAGCAUUAGUUAUCUGGAUACUUGAGGAAUGUAGUGGAUGUACAUUUGCUACAGGUGUUAGUAGGUGGAAGGGUUGAAAAGGGACAAGUGAGACUUGAUAUAGUUGAAGUUUUGCCAAAAAUAAAGUAAGUUAUAACAUAUUCUUAAAUUGUAGUGACUUGAAAGCUUGGAGAGGUUUGGGUGGAAGCAGGUUAACAUAGAAGAUGAACUGAAGAAAAUUUGGAGCUUGGAAUGCAGCAUUGAGUCAUGCUAAAAAUGCUUGCCACUGUGUGGCGUGGAUUCUUUUAAGACUUUAAUUUAUUUUUAGGCAGUUACUUGCAAUUUGAUUUUUUUUCCCUUUUUUAUCUUCCUUUUUCCCCUAAGUUGAAUUUUUGUUGUUGGUGUUUUUUUUGUUUGUUAAAAAAAAAGAAAGGGAAGUUUUUACUACAUAAAGGAAGCAUUCCUGAAAAAUUGCAUUCUACUUUGCAGCAGGAAUUCUUUUGUGUACCUGCAAGUUACGAACCAUUUAUCAAAUUUUAAAAGGCAGCCAGUCGUUAUGUACUGGGGCAAUAAAUUAUAUAAAGUAUGUGCUUUUGCAAAAACUGUAGGCUGCUUUUCUGUAGGCUGUUACAUUCAAUAGAAAUGACAGGGAAAACGCCUAGGUUCUCUUAUGUGGCAGGUCAUAAAUAGUGUGUGCAAUGCAUGUUUCUUCAGGUGAAAGUAAUUAAAUGAUAUGAAUACAGACUAUGCAAAUUUUAUACAGUUAUUUUUUUAACACUUGGCAAAAACUACUUUUUGUAUAAAGAAGUACCUUCAAGUUAAACCUGACAUUCAAAGUGUUCCUUAUCUAUUUAAGCAAUAAUUAUAAGUGAAUCUGCCUCUGAGUUUGAAAAGUUAUUCUCCCUAUGUAUCUGAACCCUUCCUCCUCCCCAUGACUUCCCUUUCUAUUUUUGGAGUUAUUUAGAAACAAACUGGGGAGAACAAAAAAAAUACUGAAUUAAAUUAGCUGUCGCUAACAAAAGAAAAAAAAAAUUAAAACCUUCCCAAUGGGAAUAAAAAAUGUGAAUAAAAGGAGAAGGGACUAGAGCGAGAGAAAGAAAGAAGGAAAAAACAAACACCUUACCAUUUCAAUACUCCUAUCCAAUUAUUUUUCAGUAUGUACAGAUUUCUGGAAAAUCUGAAUAGUUUUCUAUUCUGUUAGACUUUGAAAAUUUGGUGAAUGCUUGUACAUAUUUUAAACUACUGAUUCUAAGUGACUUAAAAAAAAUUGAAUGUAAACUUUACACUGAAUAAAUGUGGAGGGCUUUGGGAUUUCUUUUGAAAAAAUAAAAUCCAGAAAAUUAAA
Molecule: messenger RNA, 5056 nt
Organism: Agelaius phoeniceus (red-winged blackbird)
Lineage: Eukaryota; Metazoa; Chordata; Aves; Passeriformes; Icteridae
Gene: GALNT4
Product: polypeptide N-acetylgalactosaminyltransferase 4
Biological process (GO): protein O-linked glycosylation
Cellular component (GO): Golgi apparatus
Molecular function (GO): polypeptide N-acetylgalactosaminyltransferase activity
Source: RefSeq, a predicted model, not a curated record